UCUCAACCGGCUCCGGAUGUGAGGCUGACGGAGCGGCGGCAGGCGGACGAUCACGACAGAAUACCAUUACGGUCCACAUACCCUUUUGAGUAGUCGCAAUGAGAUGCAGGUUGGCGGCACUGUAGUAGCUAGAGCGCCUACGCGAUACAAUUGCGACAUUGUCUAGAAUGCUGUGCCGCCCCUUCUCGUUCUCGUCCACCCCACAUCUCCACGCUGCCCGCUCGGGCGGGAGAUUGCGGCGUGACACAAAUUCAGUACUUACACCAACACUUCAGCAGUACUUCUGAACACUCACCAAAACCGUCAAAUCAGAAAUGGGUGAAGUUUCUGGUGCUGAAGGGCGCAAAUUGCUCGAUCCCAGCGAGCUCGGCACGAAGGAGUACUGGGAGAACUGCUAUACGCGCGAACUCAAGAACCACACCGAAGACCCCGAAGACGAAGGAAUCAACUGGUUCGAAGAAUCCAACGCAGAAGAUGUCGUCCUCAAACUCCUCUCAACCUACGACCUCACCUCAGGCGGCUCUCUCGAUCGCGAAGAAACGCGUUUUCUGGACCUAGGCACUGGUAACGGCCACAUGCUCUUCGCGCUCCGCGAAGAUGAGAAUGAUUGCGGCGAGCGCUGGAUUGGAGAAAUGUGGGGAGUGGAUUACUCGCCUACGAGCAUCCGGCUUGCUGAGCAAAUCAAUGAGCAGAAGAAAGGGGAGUUGGAGAGCGAGGACGAUGAGCAGGGGUAUGGGAAAGUGGAGUUCAAGCAGUGGGAUUUGUUGACGGAGGAUCCAGAGGAGGAGUGGCUGAGGGACGGGUUUGAUGUCGUGCUGGACAAGGGCACUUUCGAUGCGAUUUCACUGAUGCCGAGGACGGAUGGCGAACCGCAUCCUUGUGAGGUUUACAGGGAACGAGUUGUGAAGCUGAUCAAGCCGGGCGACUAUCUUUUCGUCACAUCAUGUAAUUGGACGAAGGAGGAGCUGAUUUCGUGGCUGGUUACGGAUGACAGUGGUUUGCGGUAUCACGAUGAGGCGAAGUAUCCUACAUUCCAAUUUGGUGGCAGAACAGGGCAGAGUGUGGUUACGGUGGUUUUCAAGCGGGAUGGCUUGCUUUCAGGCAUUAUGCGCACUGACACUGCAGCGGUCGAUCACUCAGCAUCGGGGUCAGAGUAGUCUUCUGGCUAUCGCUACGAGAUUUCUGCUGGAUUGCAGCAAGAUGAUCUGCGCUCGGAGCAACAGGAGUAAUUCAUGGCGCUUCCG
This is a messenger RNA of Cercospora beticola, 1244 nucleotides long. RefSeq lists its product as uncharacterized. Lineage: Eukaryota; Fungi; Ascomycota; Dothideomycetes; Mycosphaerellales; Mycosphaerellaceae. Gene Ontology annotation, molecular function: protein-lysine N-methyltransferase activity. Gene Ontology annotation, cellular component: cytoplasm. The record is from RefSeq and is a predicted model, not a curated record.